AACGAUCACGUGGGUAUGGAUAUUUGGCAUUCUGGGACACAAACAGUGGUGGGUAUGAAAUACAGCUCCAACAGUGUCCACGGUGGAAAGCGAAGCGAGAAAUAAGACACUCAGCUGGAGACCAAAACAAACAGCAUCGCUUUACACGACUUCUGUGCGCAGAUUUUGACCGGAGCGGGCAACGGGAAACCUGAGGUCUGUUUCAGAGCAUUGACUUCACGAUGGACAGGGGGAUUUUGUUAUCCAUGCAGCCUGCUAGCUAGAGCCGAGAGUAAGUUAGCGAAGACUGAUGCUACUGUUAGCUGGGUGAAGAGAUCAGGGCUUGAGCUGAAGUCUUAAAAGUAGAACUCCAUCGCCUUCUUACCUUAAAGCCGUUCACGGGUAAUGGUUGAGUCGUUUGACCAUUGACCCUCACACUUUCUUCUCAGUUCGUACUUCUCUUAUUUACCAUCAUUCUAUCAUUAAAUAGAGAAUAAAGUGUAUAUAAUUCGCAAUGACAACGGGGAAUAAGACGUGCAUCGCAGAAUGUCUUUAUGAAAAUGGCAUUCAUAAUUCAUUCAGCUGGAAGGGUUCACAGCUCGUUUACCCGAGAUAAAAGUGACCUAUCGUAACGCCCACACAGAUGUAGGGGACUGGUCUCUGGUUCAUCACAGACCCAUUACAAAGCGAUGGCCUACGAGUGAAGCCAUCUGCUCAUAAAACUUCAACUUGCUUGGAACGAGAUAGAAUGUCCCACUGGACUGCUUGAGCCACAUCUGUCUUCAUCGCAUACGGGUCGUCUGAGCUCGUCCCCAAACCCAAUCCGCGGGGGCCAAUAUGUGGUUGGCAGGGUCCACAACCCUGCAUCUGGGCACCAAGCUCGCCAAACAUGCCGUAGGCAAAGCUCAGAUACAGAUCAACCGCUGGCUCCAGAGGUCUGCUACCGACGAGUGUGACAAAAUUGACAUUUUGAUAUGCAGCGCCUUCGAGGAGAGAACAGCGGGCAACGGGAAGUCCGAAGCCGGGGACUCUGAAGUUAACAUUGGCGAUGGCGUGUCUUUCCCCGGCGUCGGGGAGUCUCGUCAUCCGUGCUGCAUCACCGCCUGCUGCUUCAAGAGCGCCGUGCUUGCGUGCAUCCUUACGGCAAUGUGUUUCUCUUCCGUGGCCCUGGUGCGGCAGUAUCUCAAGGAUCUGCUGCUUUGGGUGGAGGGAUUGGACAGCGCCGUGGGAGCCUUGCUGUUCAUCGUCGGAUUGAUCCUCGUGUCGUUCCCCUGUAGCUGGGGGUAUAUUGUACUUAACGUGGCAGCGGGGUACCUGUACGGAUUUGUGCUGGGCUUGGGACUCGUCAUGGUGGGUGUGUUGAUCGGGACCUUCGUGGCGCACAUUGUGUGCAAGCGGCUGUUGACCGAGUGGGUGCUGAACAAGAUCGGGAACAGCGAGCAGCUGAGCGCUGUCAUACGAGUGGUGGAGGGAGGGAGCGGACUCAAAGUUGUGGCCUUAUCAAGAUUGACACCCAUACCGUUUGGGCUCCAAAAUGCAGUUUUUUCGAUCACAGACGUGUCCUUGCCAAACUACCUGGUGGCGUCCUCGGCGGGCCUGCUGCCCACCCAGGUGCUCAACUCCUACCUGGGCACCACCCUGCGCACCAUGGAGGACGUCAUCGCCGAGCAGCGGGUCAGCGGCUACCUGGUGUUCAGCCUGCAGAUCGUCAUCAGCAUCGGCCUGAUGUUCUACGUGGUGCACCGCGCCCAGCUGGAGCUCAACGCCGCCAUCGCCGCCUGCCAGAUGGAGCUCAAGAGCUCGCGCAUGAACGGCACCUCCGCCCACCACGGCGGCUUCAGCUACUGCAGCAAGCGGGCGGCCGCUAUGGCCAACAGCGGGAACUGCGUCAACGUGGUCUGAGAGGACACGCCCCCCCACCCCCCCCCCCAGCCUCCCCCCACCCCCCCCUCCAACACACGGUCUACUGCACACUGGACUGCCGGCCACGAGACGCACGCUAAGAGAAGGCCGUCACCGCCGCGCGUGCCUCCCUUUAAACCUCAAACUACACAAAUAAGGGCAAAGCGUUUCCACGACAAACGGUUAAAAAACUAAAAAACGUGUUUGUGUUUGUGUUUUUUUUUUUUUUUUUUUUUUUUUUCAAGUGAGUCGAUGCAGACAGCGUCUCCUCCUAACAGCGCACAUUUUUAUGCAGACAUUGUCCUGAUGCCCGGAAAGGCGGAGGUUUGCGGUUCGUGUGUGUGUUUGUCGGGACAGCGACGGUCCGGGAGGUGUGGCACUACCCUCAGCCCGUCACAGCGCUGCUUGCUCAGCUCUGUUCCAGGAGUUGUCAAUUGAACACUGAUGUUCAUGAGCAGAACUGCAAGGCAAAGUGAACUGAUUUGCAUACACAAUGAAUGUGCAUCUAGAUACUUCCUCCACGGAGGAACGGGGGUUUCCUUUGCCGAGUCAAAAUGAUGACCACCUAUGCACCUUUUCACAAUGCAUCCACAACAACCCCCUCGACACCAAUCCCCCCCCCCCCCCCCCCAAACGGUUUCCUUGUUUGCGUCAGGGAGUCUCGGUAUUCAACGCUAAUUGACAUGGCUGUAAGUUUAUUAAUUUAGUAUUAUCUUGAAUUGUAAUUUUUUGGAUUCUUGGUUUGCUUGGGCGUAGUCACAGUAUUACUGGAUCAUUUUUUUUGUGUUCUAGGCUGUGAGGAACAGAUGGGAGGAAGAGCAAAAUUCCCAGCAGGAAUUUUCUAAAUGUCCUGCCAGGACAGCUGAAGUGCAGCAUGAUUCCCUCUCCACCCACAACAGCUCCCCUCUCCUAAGUUAAAACACAUUUUCCUUUUAACCUAGAGGCUGUUUUUUUAUAUUCGGUUGGAAGAGUUUGAUUUUUGUUCUCUCUCUUUUAUUUAUUUAAAGAUUAAUUUAGGUAUUCCUUAGCUAUUGCUUGGACUAGGCUAGGUAGCUUUACCACACAGACCUUUUUGUGCAAUGUACCGGUGAACAAGCACCAUGAAUGUCAUAUUUUAGUUCCGAAAGCCAAAACUAAACGCAGUUAAGCACAGUGAAGGAUAGCCGGAUAUGGGGGAAACUUUGGUUUUGGGUUUAAUUUCUUUAGUGACCUUAUUAGAUGUUCAUGCCAGAUGAGAUGUUAUUUUUAAUAAGUGCCAUAUAGAGGCGAUGCGUAUCAGGUGCCAUGGUAUUUCCCGCUACUUCAGUUGAGGGGACAUGUGACUUAUCAUAUUUCUAUGUACCUGCUAUUGUUGGCAAGAUUUGAUGAUAAUUUAUAUGUGAACUUUUCUUUUUACUUACCAAUCCAGCAGUGAAGCUCCAUUUUUUUUUAAUUUUAUUUAAGUUUAAUUUACAAUCCACAACCUUACCUUAUAUAUAGUUUCAUACUGCCCAGUGAACUUGCAGCCAAGUUUGACAGUCCUGGUUGGUGUGUCACGGAGGCCGACAAUCAAACCCAAUAUGGACACUUAUCGAUGAAUGUGAUCAUAUUAUUUUCUAUUAGAUAUAUUAUUGUAAUGCUGCUCCUCAGACAUUGUGUCGAAGAUAAUUAAGGGCUCCUCUAUCCACAUUAUCUGUCUUCACCUCCCUCUUUAUACACACACCUGAAAAAUGUGCACAACAUUUUUCACAAUCAGUCUAUUUUGUGGUUUGUUUUUCAAAAACAGGCAACAAUUAAAUGCGCACCCAAAUACAUUCCAUGCUGUAUCUUCUGAAAGGCGGUAGAAAAUGUUUGACAUUUAUUAUUUUUUGUCUAGAUGGCAUUUACCUUUUAAAUUGGUGUCUGAACACAUCAAUAUUGUCCAAUUGCCACUGUAUCCAAUAAUUGGUUUUAGGAACAUAAUUAGUGAGCCUAUGAGUCAUUAUCGUUGCUUCAAAAAUACAUUUGAUCGGUUCCUUAUUCAAAUGUAGUGGAUAAAAUAAGAACAUUCCUGGGAUUUCUGGAUCAGCCUCUCUUCCAUGCCUGUAAUGCGAUUUAAGAUCUUGAAUUAUACCCCCCCCCCCCCCCUCCAAUGUACAGCGUGUUUACUGUAUGUUUAUCGAUCAACCUAUUGCUCCUCCUUUUGCAUGAAAAGUUGCCUUUGUCCACCCAGUGGUCUCCCAGGCUUGUGGUCAGAUGAAGCACGUAUGGAAACACCAGCUGGCUGCUUCAGCGCAGGAUUGGGGUUUGUGUAGUUGACGGGAACACAACGCAGAAGAGGGGUUGGAACAGUGUUUCAUCCAACAGCACAGAGGGAGAUGUAUGUAACCAGCCAUGAAUCAUGUUUUUUAGGAUUCAACUGUAUUUUUUGAGGUUGUGGAGAGUUUCUGUAAAAGAAGGAGCAGUUUGUACACUAAAGGCUUCAAGUAUUCUUUGGUCAGCUCAGCUGUAGUUACUUAGAUAUAGUUAUGCAACAACCUAUUCCUAAAGGACGUGUAUUUCAUAGAUAUUGAUGCAAGACUUGAGGCUGGGCUGUAAAACUGCACAUUUAAACUGUUGGUACCAAGGGAAAUGAAUAUAUAUAUGAAUAUAAGAGGCUCACAGGGGUACUAUGAAACAUGAAUUACUUCUAAACCUGUAUCAAGUGCAUUACACAUAAACUGUAUUUUGUAAAACAGAAUUUUUACAGAGAGUGUAUGAAUAUUGAUAUUUAUCACUGUACAAUGCUUGUUCAGUGUUAUUUAUGGGAGAGAAAUAAAACAAAUUCACUUUCUUUAAAAUAA
Messenger RNA from Gadus macrocephalus (Pacific cod), 4682 nucleotides. It is a transcript of the gene tmem64, whose product is annotated as transmembrane protein 64. The coding region runs from base 817 to 1881 and encodes 354 amino acids. Lineage: Eukaryota; Metazoa; Chordata; Actinopteri; Gadiformes; Gadidae. The transcript is spliced from 3 exons. The record is from RefSeq and is a predicted model, not a curated record.